AUGAUUGUGAAGAAUGCGUAUAAAGAAGCUGUCACGCAAAAUUUUAGCGUGAUAUCUUAUAUUUUGCCUGAGUUAUACGACGAUGAAGUUCGAAUUUUGGCAGCCGCCAUUAAAAUCCGCCAUAUUGGAAAGUUCAAGUGUUCGGGAGUCUUUGACGUCAUAGUCUCAACACAUGCUGGCGCGCAACAUAAAAAUAUAUACGCGACUAUAGUAAAACUCGAUCAUGCCUUCGUCCGUUCUUCGCGUUGUGUUGUACAAGAUUGCAGCAAUACUUCUAACAAAAACGCGGGUAGAUCAUUGCAUAAGAGCCCAAAUGACGAAUCUUUGAGAAGAAUAUCGGUUAGAUUUGUGCAAACUAAGCACGCCAAUUUUUAUCCAAGCUCGCGGGAAAUUGGAUUCAUGAUUUGUUUGGACCAUUUUUCAACGAAUUGUUUUGAGCGUUUAUUUCAUUUGGAUGGUUUGCAAAGACGAAUCAAACCAGAUUCUGUGCCUAUUAUUUGGAGGAAAGCGCCUGCGCAACUACCAACAAAAGACAGGCUUAGUCAGGUUUAG
Molecule: messenger RNA, 552 nt
Organism: Paramuricea clavata
Lineage: Eukaryota; Metazoa; Cnidaria; Anthozoa; Malacalcyonacea; Plexauridae
Source: the annotation of a GenBank genome assembly